GUCCGUGAGAGAGUCGGAAAGAGAAAGUGCAGUGUACGUCAACUCAUUCUAUUCCAAUAAAGCGCUGGAAUACCAGAUGCACACUGGAUGCUUUAUGUGCUGUGCUUGGUAAACAGCAGCCAUAAUGUCUGAGGGUCUACUAUCACUACAGAAUCACUGUGAUCAACUUGACUCAGACAAAGUUACAGAAAGAAAGAAACACAUUGAGUCAUUCAAGAGAGAGCUGAAUCGAACUGUGAUCGUUCAACAAUUAGAUCAUAACAGCAACAAUGGACGAGGCUUAACAUGGAAUGCUGUCUUCAAUUCUUUAAUCUCAUACAUGCUGAAAGAAAUAGAUCAUCUCAAGAAGCAGAAAGGAGAAUCCAGCACAAGUUUGAGCAGCAAGGACCGUAAGAAGCAAACAGUUGGGGAGGUCUUCAAGUGGUUUGUCCGCAAAGCUAAUCAAAGAGGUGAGAAGCUGAACUGCUCUGAUCUCCUGCAUCAUGUUCUAACCCUAAUGAAAGAUGACUUCUCAGGUAUUGCCUUUGGUGAAGUAUGUUGCAGCGUCAUAUUGAAGGAUAUACUAAGAAGUCGGAAAUACUUUUGUCAGAUUUCUUCAAGUAAUUGGCAAGAGUUAUUGAAGUACUUUUGUAAGGCACUCCGUGAUCCUGUGCAGAGAACGAGUCAUGAUGUACUCUCUCGUAUUGUCAGAUUAAUCUUAGCAGGAGCUCUCAAACAAAGUAAUGUCUCUACAUCAUUCAUCUUGACCUUCUUCAACUCAAUCAUUAACAAGUUCAGAACAAGUGAAAGGAGUGCAACGGUAGUGGAGAAUAUUUUGGGAUCACUGAACCUGUUUAUUCUGACUUGCGCUAGUGAUUUAAGGACACAACUUUGUAAGCUUGGUGAAGACUCUAUUGAUAACUUACUACAUGUAUGGAAGAAAUACUCCACACCUGCUGUCAAGGAGGAGGUUGUUGUGUUCUUGAGGAUGCAGAUGGCGUUACAUCAUCCUAAGGGAGUUGUUACAGAGGAGCAAGGGGCAUAUGCUGAAGACUUCACAGUCUGGAGGGGUCAUUUGAAGUAUCUGUAUGAUGAGUUAGUUUACAAUGAAUGGACUAAAGUCAACACUAGACGGAAACUCAAAGGUGUCAUUGGUCGAGAGAUCUUCAAGGAAACUGAUGUAGAUUUAGCAGCAGACAUCUGCCAUCAGAUCCUAUGCCGGAGUGACUCAACAGCAGAUGAUAAAACUCCAGGCAUCAAUCCUGACUUGAACCAAUCAUCAAAUAGCUCUCGUUAUAUCAGCCAGGGCGGUAGUGCAGCUAAACGACGUAAGGUUGACUCCUCAGGAUGUAGUUGGGAGAUUCUACUAGACAUGAUCUCUAUCCAGACCUCAAAUCUUAUCCCAUGGUGA
Molecule: messenger RNA, 1390 nt
Organism: Asterias rubens (European starfish)
Lineage: Eukaryota; Metazoa; Echinodermata; Asteroidea; Forcipulatida; Asteriidae
Product: serine-protein kinase ATM-like
Exons: 11
Coding region: 125-1390 (421 amino acids)
Biological process (GO): DNA damage response
Molecular function (GO): protein serine/threonine kinase activity
Source: RefSeq, a predicted model, not a curated record